Messenger RNA from Penicillium cinerascens, 1845 nucleotides. RefSeq names its product shugoshin family protein. Gene Ontology annotation, biological process: meiotic chromosome segregation. Gene Ontology annotation, cellular component: nucleus; chromosome, centromeric region. The transcript is spliced from 4 exons. The record is from RefSeq and is a predicted model, not a curated record. Bases 1 to 1845 code for a protein of 614 amino acids. NCBI's taxonomy places the organism in Eukaryota, Fungi, Ascomycota, Eurotiomycetes, Eurotiales, Aspergillaceae.
AUGGCCCGGCUGAAUGACUUCGCGGCUCCCUCGGAGUCCGUCGAGGCGUUGAAGCGACGAUUCGUGCGACAAAACCGUGAGAUCGCAAGGGUCAACUCUAUGCAGUCCCUACGCAUCCGCAGUUUAGAAUCCGAGGUGUCGCACCUCCUCGGAGAGAAUGUUUCACUCCGGGAACAGGUCAUCAACCUCACCCAGGAGAUCGAACGGCUAGAGUCAGCCAAAUCGCUCCACGACGGGGUCUACGAGAUCAAAAAUCGCCUGGAAACGAAAAUUGCCGAGCUCAACGGACUUGCAUCAGAGCUGGGAAGGUUACCUCGCAAGGCUGGUAAGCUUGGAGAUAAACCUGGUGCAGAGUCCGAUUACCCAAAAGCGACCGCACUGGAGUCGAGACCUCGAGCGACAGAUUUGGAAUGCAAUGCUGGGCUCGAUGACGGAAAGCUCCCCGCCAUUUUGGAGGAUAAAUAUUAUCCGCGGCGCACAUUGGAACCUCAAGAAAUCCACAAUCUCAUCCAGGCCGAUCGCAGUCUACCCGGAUUACCACAUGAGAUCCAUCUGGAUCACGACGAGUCGGAUAUUGUAGCGGGUAGUUCCAGCCCCGUGUUCCACAAACCCCUAUCAGAGCGUCAGAACGAACCCGAGACCGAGGCCACAGGGCCGGAGCCGUUCCUACCGCCAACGCUCGAGACACGAAAGAAGAAAAAGAAGACCGACUUGGCGGGCCCUAUAACCGAGAGCACGGUUCAGUCAGACAUCCCAAGUCCCAAGAUCGAAACUGCACAAUCUAUGAAAUCCGGAUCGAAGCGCAAAUUUAGCCCUGACAACGACGGUUUCUUGUCCGAUACGGCUCCAGAGGAUGAUGAAUUUCAAUUUAGUCGUCCGAGUCACAGCACUUCAAAACAAUCGGACAUAUUUGAUUUCAUGCGUCAAGAUUUCUCGCCCAGCAAAACACCAGUGAACAUGAAUCGAGGAUCUUCCACCUCCGGGGCCAGCAAACGGAAGGUUCUUGAACCAAAGACCGCAAAUGCCAACCUGGGCUCCCCCAAGAAGGCCGGAGCAACUUUACAUCCCGACAACAAGAUGCGGCCGAAAAUGGGAAGUGAUGAGAAUACGCAGUCUCCCUUGAAGCCCAAAGAGCUCGAGAGCACCAAAAACAAAAGCCUAGGUCAGAGGCCUCGCGUUCGAUCUACUCCAGCGCUACAGAAGCCGAAACGUCCCAGUCGAUCUACCGAAUGUGACGAAGCGGUUCAUAGCCAGCCUGCUCCCAUUGUCCUCAAAGACUCGCCCAUGGCCAGGUCCGGAGAAGUGUUCAUGGAAGUGCCUGAUUUGACUUCAUCCCGGCCCUCACGCCGUCGUGGUGCUGUGGUCAGCUAUGCGGAGCCUAACCUCCGAGACAAGAUGCGUCGCCCGACAAGGGAAAUGGCGGAUGCAGUCACAGCCAACGGGUCUCGCAGAUCGUCCAGUUUCCAGCCUCGUGAGAGUUUAAACAGCGAGGCCGAACAUCCAAGAAAGAGCGGGACCGCUCCUAGCUCUGCUUCAAAUGGAAGUCUUCCUGCAGAUUUGGCUCUGGCGGACCAGGCCACAGAUGUUUUCGUGAAGGGCAAUGCAUCAGAGCAAUUAUUGGGGACCGUAUCCCAUCGGAGACAGUCGCGGCGGCAUUCGUCGAACCCGAAGAGCACCACUCGACACGUAUCCCCGCCUGACGUGGACGUGGCCGGAGAAGCCCCAGCCACGUUCGCGCAGCUGGAUGACGCGGAAGGUGACGAAAGGUGGACCUCCUCUGCAAUGGAUGUAGCGUAUCGGCGUGAAACCCGAGUAGGGGCAAGGAGAAAGAGCAUGAUGGUGUGA